Messenger RNA from Mycena indigotica, 1518 nucleotides. Its product is annotated as F-box domain-containing protein. The record is from RefSeq and is a predicted model, not a curated record. Gene Ontology annotation, molecular function: protein binding. Bases 49 to 1518 code for a protein of 489 amino acids. Lineage: Eukaryota; Fungi; Basidiomycota; Agaricomycetes; Agaricales; Mycenaceae. The transcript is spliced from 2 exons.
ACUUCGGGCUCAGUCUUCGGCGAUCGUUCCCUCAUCCUUGGGAACGCGAUGAGCUUUGCCGAGCGGCUACCCGCGGAAGUAUGGGCGACCGUAUUCGACCUCUGCAUGCCUGAAGAGGACGAGGAAUUCUCGGAUGCCACGACACCAGUAAAAGAGGCAUACCGGCUAGCGAAGCUCUACCUUUUGCGCUUAUCUAAGGUGUGCUCGUACUGGCAUGCGAUCGUAAUGGGCACGCCAGCGCUCUGGCGGUACAUCAUAGCGGACACGACCCUGUGGGGAAAGUCAGGUUACUCGGAGUCGACGUUACUGCGCCUCGUAUCGGUCUCUCUUCAGCGCAGCCAGAACUUUCCGCUCCGCAUCCAGGUCGCCCUGGAGGAUGAUACCGCGCUCGGCCAAACCUCCGGUGCAAAGCUCAUGGCGCUGCUCUGCCCCCACUCAACGCGUUGGCGAUCGAUAUAUCUCUGGCACAACUACCCCAGCUUCGAGCUGCUCGUUACUAUCAAGAAUCGUAUUCCCUUGCUCGAGACUGUCGGUCUCUCUCUCCAAAAUGAUCAGUGGCACGAACGCGUAGGGAUGGAUGUCUUUGGAGAUGCCCCACGGCUCGCGGAAUUCACCAUGACAGGACGUGCCGACACUCCGCUCCCAACCUUCCCAGUUCGACAGCUGCAUGUUUUCGGCUUCACCAAUCUGUUUACGGAUGAGCUGGCUGAGGCAUGCACCCUCAUCGGACAGCUCGACGGGUUUACGGGGGACCAGUGCUGGAUCAGGCUCGACGUUGACGAUCCCGAAAUAGACUUGGACCAUUUUCCUUCGGUUUCAUCGAACACAUCGGCAUUGCAACUCACCCUCACGCUCCCGUCGAACCGCAACGCGGCCACGCUUUGGGAGCGGCCCGUGCUUGGGGCUAUCCUUGGCGCCUUGACACUGCCGUCGCUGCAGUAUCUCGGGCUCAUAAACACCGUGAAGCAGCGCUCGCUCCUCUGGGACCACGCCCACUUCCUCCAAUUCUCCCAGCGAUCGCAGUUCCGGUCCACCCUCGUCGAGUUCGAGCUGAAUCGGGUGCUGAUCACGGAUGUCGAGCUCAUCGAGUGCCUGCAGCACAUGCCCGCCCUGACGCAGCUCGUCGUCGCCGACUGCGCCCCAGAGAACCAUGCGCUCGUUACCGAUCUGCUUGUCACGCGACUCACAGACACCGGCACCCCGGCGGUGACCCCGCUGGUCCCCGCGCUCAACUUCUUCUCCAUCUCUACCCUCUUCGCGUUCUCGGACGGGGCGUUCAUCGACUUUAUGAACCAACGCGCGGGCCGCGCGGGCGCCGCGCCCUUCGAAAUCAAGAUCUACUGGCUCCCCGUGCGGGCGCGACCUCAGCUUUCGCAGCAGCUGUUGGACCUGGGGAGCGCGCUCGAGAAGGGCGGCGUGCUGCUGUUUACGGCGUCCAAGGACCCAGAGUAUGAUAGUGUGUGGAGCUUCGCGGCAGCGCAGUCGAGCUGGGGACCAAAUGGUAGUGCGAUUGCCUAG